Aspergillus ochraceoroseus IBT 24754 is the source of this 1683-nucleotide messenger RNA. RefSeq lists its product as uncharacterized. The transcript is spliced from 3 exons. Lineage: Eukaryota; Fungi; Ascomycota; Eurotiomycetes; Eurotiales; Aspergillaceae. Gene Ontology annotation, molecular function: amino acid transmembrane transporter activity. The record is from RefSeq and is a predicted model, not a curated record. Gene Ontology annotation, cellular component: membrane. Gene Ontology annotation, biological process: amino acid transmembrane transport. The coding region runs from base 141 to 1490 and encodes 449 amino acids.
UCCUGCUUCUCUCUUUCUCGAUUUCUUCAUUAUUGGUAUCAUGAUGUUUAACGUUGGUAAGUCCAGACUGUCUACAGAUCCCUUCCUCUCCCCCCGCAGAUUAACAUCCUGUAGUCUACGCUUUGGGUGAAUUGGCGGUCAUGUACCCCGUCUCGGGUGGUUUCUACACUUACUCGGCGCGUUUCAUCGAUCCUUCUUGGGGGUUCGCUAUGGGCUGGAACUACGUCUUCCAAUGGGCCAUUGUCGUUCCUCUCGAAUUAACAGUAGCUGGCCUUACAAUUAAUUAUUGGCAUGUCGAUGUAAGCGUAGGAGUUUGGAUCACCGUCUUCCUCGUGGCUAUCAUUGUCAUCAACAUCUUCGGUUCUCUGGGUUAUGCAGAAGAAGAGUUCUGGUCCUCCAUGCUCAAGCUGGGUGCGAUCGUCGUCUUCAUGAUCAUCGCCUUGGUUCUUGUGUGUGGUGGUGGCCCCAAGGGCCACCUCUACGAUGAAUACUGGGGUGCGCGCAAUUGGUACAACCCUGGUGCUUUUCGUAACGGUUUCAAGGGCUUCUGUGCCGUCUUCGUCACAGCUGCUUUCUCCUUCAGUGGAACUGAGUUGGUCGGUCUGGCCGCUGCCGAGUCCAAGACUCCUACCAAGUCCUUGCCUGGUGCUGUGAAGCAAGUCUUCUGGCGUAUCACCCUCUUCUACAUUGUCGGUCUCACCUUCGUCGGGCUCCUAGUCCGCUCCGAUGACGAGCGUCUCCUCGGGAGCGGUGGCCUAAUCGAUGUCCAAGCCUCUCCCUUCGUCCUCAUUGCCGCCGACGCCGGUCUCAAGGGCUAUGACUCCUUUAUGAACGUCGUCAUUCUCAUCUCCGUCCUCUCCAUUGGUGUCUCCGGUGUCUAUGGUGGUUCCCGUACCCUCACUGCCCUCGCUGAACAAGGCUACGCCCCCAAGAUCUUUGCCUAUGUUGACCGGUCUGGUCGCCCGCUCUUUUCCGUCGCCGCUCUGAUCGCCUUCGGUCUGCUGGGGUACAUCAACCUGGACGCUCAGGGUCCUACCGUCUUCACCUGGCUGCAGGCGCUCUCCGGUCUCGCCGCGCUCUUCACCUGGGGCUCCAUCUGUCUGGCGCACAUCCGCUUCCGCAAGGCUUGGGCUUACCACGGUCACACUCUCGACGAGAUCCCCUUUCGCGCUGUCGGUGGUGUCUACGGUUCCUACAUUGGUCUCUUCCUCGUCUUCAUUGUCUUGGUUGCUCAGUUCUUUGUUGCUAUUGCACCCCCAGGCGGUGGCCUUAACGACGCAAAAGGUUUCUUCGAGACGUACCUCGCCCUCCCUGUUGUGCUGUUCUUCUGGGCCAUUGGUUACCUCUGGAAACGCGAGGGUUGGCUCCGAACCCACCAGAUCGAUGUCGACAGCGGUCGCCGUGACGUCGACUGGGAGUUUAUCCACGCUGAGCGCGCCCGAGUGGCCGCCCUGCCUGCUUGGAGGCGUGUUCUCAACCUUAUUAUCUAAUUACGCCAAACAAAGCCAGUCUCAGUUCUUAUGCAACACUAUGAAUGGCAUAAGACAGUUAUUACUUCACUACAAGACAGACUGAGAUAUGUGAUAUUAGCAAAUCUAUGAUUCUACUCAUUCAAAUCAUUGUACUCCUAUGAAAAACCUUUGUUAUUUACUCACUGUGACCAACCACCACCACAUCACGUUC